AGCAGCGCCUCACAACAGUGUGCGAAGAAGUCAGUCAGUUCCGCUAAUCUCAUCGACACGAAAACAUAUUUUAGCCAGUCUAUGAAUCGUCAGGUAUUUCUCAUUGUCAAUUAAGUGGGUAUGAAUUGAUAUAUUGUAGUGGACUUCUCCCCGGUCAAACGUGAAGUGGUUGAUUGGAGUGGAGUCAGACUCAGCAUGUGUGCCUCUGGAAAGUACAGUUCACGGGGUCCCGCCUUGAUCCCGCGAAUGAAGACCAAGCACCGUAUCUACUACAUCACCCUCUUCUCCGUGGUUCUCCUGGGCCUCAUUGCCACUGGCAUGUUCCAGUUCUGGCCGCAUUCCAUCGAGUCCUCUGCAGACUGGAGCCUGGACAAGCGCAGCGUCCAUGACUCGCCCCUGGUCCAACUGCCCAUCACCUGCCCCAUUCCGGAGAGAGGGGACCUCAGCUGCCGCAUGCACACCUGCUUUGACGUGUAUCGAUGUGGCUACAACCCCAAGAACAGAAUCAAGGUGUACAUCUACCCCUUGCAGCGUUUCGUGGACGAUAUGGGGGUUCCCAUCAGCAGCACAGGACUCUCCCGGGAGUACAAUGAACUGCUUACCGCCAUCUCGGACAGCGACUUCUACACCGAUGAUGUCACUAGGGCGUGUCUGUUUGUCCCCUCCAUAGACGUGCUCAACCAGAACUCCUUGCGUAUCCGGGAGACGGCCCAGGCUCUGGCCAUGCUGCCUCGGUGGGACAAAGGCAUGAACCACCUGCUUUUCAACAUGUUACCUGGAGGACCUCCCGACUACAACACAGCCUUGGAUGUGCCUCGAGACAGGGCGCUGCUUGCCGGUGGAGGCUUCUCUACGUGGACCUACAGACAGGGUUAUGAUGUCAGCAUCCCAGUCUACAGCCCACUGUCAGCAGACGUGGAGCUGCCCGAGAGACAGCCAGGGCCUCGGCGCUACUUCAUCCUGUCGUCGCAGACGGCCAUCCACCGCGAGUACCGUGCCGAGCUGGAGAGGCUGAAGGAGGAGAACGGGGAGGCCGUGCUCCUGCUGGACAAGUGCAGCAACCUCUCCCAGGGGGCGUCCUCCGCCUCGGCCCCCGCCCGCAAGCGCUGCUCCAAGGGACACGCGUUCGACUACCCCCACAUCCUUCAGGAUUCGUCGUUCUGCGUGGUGCUGCGCGGGGCUCGUCUGGGCCAGGCCACCCUGAGCGACGUGCUGCAGGCCGGCUGCGUGCCCGUCAUCCUGGCCGACUCCUACAUCCUGCCCUUCUCUGAGGUCCUGGACUGGAAGAGGGCAUCGGUCGUCAUUCCAGAGGACAAGUUACCAGAGAUGUACACCAUCCUGAAGAGUAUACCCCACAAGCAGGUGGAGGAGAUGCAGAGACAGGCACGGUGGUUCUGGGACGCGUACUUCAGCUCCAUGAAGGCCAUUGGCAUGACAACGCUCCAGAUCAUCAACGACCGCAUCUACCCGUACGCUGCCCGCACCUACGAGGAGUGGAACAACCCUCCUGUCGUGAAGUGGUCGAGUGUCAACAGCCCCCUCUUCCUGCCCCUCAUCCCCCCGAGGCUGCCCGGCUUCACGGCCGUGGUGCUGACCUACGACCGCAUCGAGAGCCUCUUCAGGGUCAUCACGGAGAUCUCCAAGGUGCCCAGUCUGGCCAAGCUUCUGGUGGUGUGGAACAACCAGAACAAGAGUCCUCCGGAAGAGUCUGCCUGGCCCAAGGUGGCCGUGCCCCUCAAGGUGGUCCGCACCAAGGAGAACAAGCUGAGCAACCGCUUCUUCCCCUACGACGAGAUCGAGACGGAGGCCGUGCUGGCCAUAGACGACGACAUCAUCAUGCUGACGUCCGACGAGCUGCAGUUUGGAUACGAGGUGUGGAGGGAGUUCCCGGACAGGCUGGUCGGCUACCCGGGCCGCCUGCACCUGUGGGACCACGAGAUGGGCAAAUGGAAGUACGAGUCGGAGUGGACCAACGAGGUCUCCAUGGUGCUGACUGGUGCCGCCUUCUACCACAAGUACUUCAACCACCUCUACACAUAUAAGAUGCCAGGAGACAUCAAGAACUGGGUGGACGCUCAUAUGAACUGCGAAGACAUUGCAAUGAACUUCCUGGUCGCCAACAUCACCGGCAAAGCCCCAAUAAAGGUGACACCCAGGAAGAAGUUCAAGUGUCCAGAGUGCACGGCCAUCGAUGGGCUGUCACUGGACCAGACACACAUGGUGGAGAGGUCCGAGUGCAUCAACAAGUUUGCGUCGGUGUUUGCCACCAUGCCUCUGAAGGUGGUGGAGCACCGGGCCGACCCGGUCCUCUACAAGGACGACUUCCCCGAGAAGCUCAAGAGCUUCCCCAACAUCGGCAGCCUGUGACCGGGCACAGCCGUGGACCCGUUCCCCCUGACAACCAGACAGGCGUACAUACUGUAUAUAAUGAUCUCCUUUCCAAGACUCGCUCUCCCCAGGGCCACUGACCAUCCCUGGAGUCGGCGCCGCGGCUGGUGUGUUUGGACUUGCGGGAGCUUGUAGGGUUGUGUUGCUGCUGAGGGAUGGAAUGACUGAGCAGACACUGGCCUUGAAUCCUGGCUACACUAUCGGCACUUGUGUAGAUCUAACGGGAUUGGAUUCAACUGUACAGCUGUUAGCCUCCUCUUGGCUAAUGUAGGUUACUACCAUGCUUGUAUGCAUCUUAUCCUUGUAGGUCCACUCAUAGUAAUAGGAGGUGCCCCCCAAUCCUCCACCCCCCCUUCUGCCUAAGGCCCUAUGGGCUACUUGGCUGUACUGGGAUGUGUGUGUAUAUUGACCCCAAUGAUGUUGGCUGUCCUACUGUAGCAUGGGGAGAGUCAGCCACACUGCCUUGUUCAGGUUAGUGUACAGAACCGCUAGCUUAAGUGUUUGUGUGAUGUUUUGACAACCUGUAGAGAUGCUAUAGCUAGAGUCAUUUAUCACUAACUGUGUCAACAUUUCUUUUAAUGUAUUUUGUAAAACAAAACACUUGACAGGUCAUUUGGGUUAUUUCAGGGGAUAUGUCGUGUGCUUGCUGCACACAACUGUACUGUCAACUUAGUCUCUAAUUAGAAGACUUCAUUACUGGGGCUUGAGUAUGUUUCUGCAAAGUAAUGCUCUUUGACGAGAACCACUUAGUAUUUGGUUGUUGAAAGGAACUCGGCGCAUUGUUUGCGAUUUACUCUAAAUGAUUACUGGAGCGUUCUAUUGAGAUGCCUCUGCUUGUCCCGCUCAAUAUCCAGGUGCACUACUGUGGGAUCACUACCAAGACUGGACCUUUCUGACUCACUGGUAACAGGUCGUUCCAUAACAACAUUGUUGUUUUCCUUUCAUUUUAAACUUUUGUAUGGUUUUGAGUAGUAUUUUCUAGGUAUUGUCAUACCAUUUAAUUUUUUUUAAAGGAUGUCAUUGUUUGUUUUUAUUUCCCUUUUUUUACUUUCCGAAGGAACAAUGGCUGUGAUGAAAAAUGAGGCUUCAAAAUAAAGAUCUAUUGUAAAAUAUGA
This is a messenger RNA of Osmerus eperlanus (European smelt), 3503 nucleotides long. It is a transcript of the gene ext2, whose product is annotated as exostosin glycosyltransferase 2. The coding region runs from base 196 to 2367 and encodes 723 amino acids. Lineage: Eukaryota; Metazoa; Chordata; Actinopteri; Osmeriformes; Osmeridae. Gene Ontology annotation, cellular component: membrane. The record is from RefSeq and is a predicted model, not a curated record. The transcript has 15 exons. Gene Ontology annotation, molecular function: glycosyltransferase activity.